Molecule: messenger RNA, 1044 nt
Organism: Pseudozyma flocculosa PF-1
Lineage: Eukaryota; Fungi; Basidiomycota; Ustilaginomycetes; Ustilaginales; Ustilaginaceae
Exons: 2
Coding region: 1-1044 (347 amino acids)
Cellular component (GO): membrane
Molecular function (GO): lipase activity
Source: RefSeq, a predicted model, not a curated record
AUGGCCAAGCCCACCACCUCUCCGGACCCGCCGAGGAUCGAAAUCCCCAAUGCGGGUUCGACCGAGCAGUACUGGAUCGACUCGACGCACGCCGACAAGAUGCGCUUCUGGGCCAAGCGAUGGUACCCGACGGCGGCAUCUUCGUCGAGCGGCGACGACGAGGCUGCGGGGCAAGACGAGGUGCAGCCCAAGUCGUGCACCGUCUUCUGCCACGGCUUCGUCGAGUACUCGGAACGGUACCGCGAGAUCUUCAAAGUGUGGCCCUCGAAGGGCCACGAGAUCGUCGCCUUUGACCAGCGCGGGUGGGGCGAGACGGCGGCGGCCACGGCCAACCCGGCCAAGGCGUACGGCUACGCCACCUGGCCGCUCCAGUUCGAGGACCUGGAAAACGUGGUGCGCCAAACGCGGCAGCGGCUCGACGAGCGGUGGGGCAAGGACGCCGUGCCCAUCUUCAACAUGGGCCAGUCGAUGGGCGGUGGCAUCGUCCUCGCCUUCCAGACGCGCUCCGACGCGUGGAAAAUGGCCAACAGGACCAGCAGCCCGUCGGCCGAGGCGCGCGACCUGGUCAGGGGCACCAUUGCCGUCGCGCCGUGGUUGCGUCUGACUGAGCCGCCGCACCCGCUGCUCGCCUGGGUGGGCAACAACAUCAUGUCCAAGAUCCCCGGCAUGCCGUGGUACGUCGACCUCAAGGGCGCCAACAUCUGCCGCGACCCCGUCGUCGCCGCCAACUUUGAAAACGACCGCUUCUGCCAGAAAAAGGUCUACAUCAAGACCAUCGCCGGCCCCCUAUUCGGCGGACCGGCCAUCAUCACCCGCGACUACGAGCACUGGCCCAAGGACAAGCCCCUCCUCGCCCUCCACGGCACCGGCGACCUCGUCACCGACCACCUCGGCACAAAGCAGCUCGUCGACAACAUCGCCAGCACGGACGACAAGGAGUUUAAGCAGCUCGACGGCUUCUACCACGACAUCCUCAUGGAGCCGGGUCAGGACAAGAUCGACGCGGCCCAGUACAUCGUCGACUGGAUCGAGAAGCGAUGCUAG